Messenger RNA from Plasmodium fragile, 198 nucleotides. RefSeq lists its product as uncharacterized. The coding region runs from base 1 to 198 and encodes 65 amino acids. Lineage: Eukaryota; Apicomplexa; Aconoidasida; Haemosporida; Plasmodiidae. The record is from RefSeq and is a predicted model, not a curated record. The transcript has a single exon.
AUGUCCCCGAGAUGGAAUGUUAGUAAGUGGUUGGUGAAGGAAGAAUAUAAGUCGCAAAAGUUUAGUAAACCGUUUUACUUGACCAAAUGGGGAAAUUUCAAAACCGUUCACAAUCAGUUUUCAGCCAAUAGCGGAGCUUUUAAUAAGUUUUGCGACAUGAACAAAUUACAUGAGAACGACAUUAAAUCUAAAAAGUAG